Peniophora sp. CBMAI 1063 is the source of this 1059-nucleotide messenger RNA. The record is from the annotation of a GenBank genome assembly. Lineage: Eukaryota; Fungi; Basidiomycota; Agaricomycetes; Russulales; Peniophoraceae.
AUGUCGAGCAUCUGGAGCCCGUCGUUCCAGGCGACGGCCUUUGCUACUCUCAUUCUCGCUGCUGUAAUCUACGGUGCAUGUGUGCAGCAGGUGUCUCGAUACGCCUUCGUCUUCAGGAACGACAAUCUCACCUUGAAGACCUGGGUUUACCUGCUCCUCGCUCUGACCACUACUGGCUUUGUUCUCGAUUCCAUCAAUACCUGGGGAUACCUCACAGGUAGCACUGUCAGCUCGGAACAGCUAGUAGCGGUUGAGGGCGCCCUCUCUGGUAUCACCAUCUUUGUUGUUCAAAUUUUCUUCAUCGUUCGGAUAUGGAAUGUCCGACGAGAGGUUCGGCCUGACUCCAUGUUCACAAUUCCUCAGGUCGCAAUCCUUGUUGCAAUGGCGCUCACUUCUGUUACGUGUGUCAUGACCACGACUGGAUACCUGACCAAUCCCAGUCACUUUCCAAAGAAUGGGUUGACCAUCACAGCGAAUUUACUCAAAGUGAAGAUUGCGACCGACGCCGUGCUCGACGCUCUGGUGACGGUCUCGCUGAGCGCUCUUCUGCAAGCCCACCGUAGUGAAUUCUCACACUUGCGCAAGGACAGCCCUCUUGAACACCUCUUAGUUUUCUUCGCUACUCGGGGCAUCAUAAUGGCCGUUUUCCAGCUACUGUUUCUAAUCUUGGUUUUUGCCACCAAUUACAUUACUGUCGGCACAGCGAACACCACGAUCAUGCCCAAGGUUUAUGCCAUAUCUAUGCUUCUGACCCUCAAUAACCGCAAGGCGCGACAUGGGCAAUCUACCUCGGCCUCAACAGGCUCACGCCCUCCACGCACACAUGCGUCCGACCCCCUCGAUCUUGUAUUGCUUUCUCUGCAGGGUAACGUGCAGCGAACACAUACCGACAUCGAGCACGGGAUACCAGACAGCGGGCGCGCGUCGCCCGUCGUAUUUGCGUCGUCGAAGGGUCCGCCUGAGGAGGUGACCAUGCACCCUGAGCCAGACGAUUAUGAUAAUGCAUUGGGUGAUCUCCGUCGGACUAGAAGUACAAAGUCAUCGUAUCCGCCUUCAUGA